GCAAUAGGCCGCUUCAAAAAGCGGCCUAUUCGGCCAUAUUAGUACGCACACGUUGUGUUAAAUUCGCCUCAUUCCAAGACUCCUCAUGCCUAUUUUGGAUGGUCAGUAAGGCGAUACGGCCCCUGUCACCUCCUCGCUCCGCCCUUUUUUCUUUUACUUUUCCCUUAGCUCUGUUUUCCUGCCAAACCUGAUGCGGGGGCUAACUUUAGCCCCCCGCCGACCGGUAUAUAAUGCCCCAUGGGUGCCUUGCUUGCAUGUCAGUCACAUCGGUUUGGCGUAGGCUUCUCUUCUUGACCAACAACAACCCAACAAACUUGAGAGAUGGCACCCAAGAAGGCCAAGAGGAGGCAGCAGCAGGGCGAGGGUGGAUCCUCCAACGUGUUCUCCAUGUUUGAGCAGAGCCAGAUCCAGGAGUACAAAGAGGCUUUCACAAUCAUCGACCAGAACAGAGAUGGCAUCAUCAGCAAGGACGACCUGAGGGACGUGCUGGCCACCAUGGGUCAACUCAACGUGAAGAAUGAGGAGCUGGAGGCCAUGGUGAAGGAGGCCAGCGGCCCCAUCAACUUCACCGUCUUCCUCACCAUGUUCGGCGAGAAGCUGAAGGGUGCUGAUCCCGAGGACGUUAUCGUGAGCGCUUUCAAGGUCCUGGACCCCGAGGCCACGGGCUCCAUCAAGAAAGAAUUCCUUGAGGAGCUCCUGACCACACAGUGUGACAGGUUCACCGCUGAGGAGAUGACCAACUUGUGGGCCGCCUUCCCUCCCGAUGUAGCCGGCAAUGUGGACUACAAGAGCAUCUGCUACGUCAUCACACACGGGGAGGAAAAGGAAGAGUAAAAAGUUGCCUUUCUGCCGAGCUCCCGCCGUACCCGCCCCACACGCCGACCACCACCAACUCUCUCCGACGCGCCCACCCGCCCUGCCCCUUUCUUCUCGCCAGCUCAGAAAAGACUCCUUUCAUCGAGGACUUGAAGGCUGCGGUGGGUGUUUGUGUGUGGGAACCGACAGGAUGAUUAUUUUCUAAAUAAGAAAUAAUCUUGUGACAAUUGAAACAAACUCUCUCUCCAUCGCUGUCCCAUGUCUUUUCAUCUGGUCACCUUUCCCCCUUUAUUUUGUGCAUCUGGUUGAGGCCAGCAGUGCGUGCAUGAUACCUACGAAAUGUCUUUUUGAAUCUCGGGUGCUGUGAUGCAUGCAAAGUCACUUACUUGAAACAAGUAAGACGCCUGACCCACCCUGGUCUGAUAGCCUCAACCUUGCAUACGGCGCCUAAUGGAUCCGUCUUUUUUUCUUUGUAAAGGAGAAGAGUGGGCACUAGAAUAGUCUGCCAACUCCUCUCCUUCACACAGUUAAAGCUGCAGGGAGUUCAUUUGCGGCUUGAAAGCUGCAUGUAGGACAGAGAUGGCGAAAGAUGAGGAGGGGGGGGCGGUGAAGGAUAACUUCCUGCUCGCCCUCUCGCUGCUGUUUCCCUCCUGUCGUUGUGACUGUCUAUAUCAUCACUGUAACAAAGAAAGAAGUACAAAUAAAAUCCACUAUCUUUCGUA
This is a messenger RNA of Nerophis lumbriciformis (worm pipefish), 1538 nucleotides long. It is a transcript of the gene mylpfb, whose product is annotated as myosin light chain, phosphorylatable, fast skeletal muscle b. The record is from RefSeq and is a predicted model, not a curated record. Gene Ontology annotation, molecular function: calcium ion binding. Lineage: Eukaryota; Metazoa; Chordata; Actinopteri; Syngnathiformes; Syngnathidae.